Messenger RNA from Vitis riparia (riverbank grape), 1224 nucleotides. Its product is annotated as cytochrome b5 domain-containing protein RLF-like. The record is from RefSeq and is a predicted model, not a curated record. Gene Ontology annotation, molecular function: heme binding. Bases 253 to 933 code for a protein of 226 amino acids. NCBI's taxonomy places the organism in Eukaryota, Viridiplantae, Streptophyta, Magnoliopsida, Vitales, Vitaceae. The transcript is spliced from 6 exons.
AAGAGGAAGAAAAAACGCCCAAUCCCACCGUUGCCAUCACCGUCAUUUCUAUCUCCGGCUACGAUCACCGCCACUCCGUUGCCGCCCAUCGCUGAGGCCUCCGCGGGAAAGCUGCCGUCGGAUUUGCUAGUGAAACCUGAUCAGAAAAAAAAUCCGUGGGAAUCACAAAGAAAACUUGUUGGCAAUUGAAUCUGUGUACAGUACAGAUUGACCAAAGCAUCUAAGCCAAUUCGAAAAUCUGCAGUGUAUUAGAUGGACAAUGAUAAUGAAUUCACCUUUUGUCAGGUUGGUUCGUCUGUCAAUCAAGAUGGUUUUGAGGCACAGGAACUUGUGCCGGGAAUUGGUGGGAUCACCAUAAAUGAUGAAUUCUCUAGUGAGGUUGUUGGUAAUGGGAAUGGUGGUUUUCUAUGGAAAGGUAAGUCACCAAAUAAUUCUACCUCGAAGGAGGCAACAGUUGGUUCUUUGUCUUUUAAAGUCAUCGAUACAUCGUCUCCCAAAAAAUCAAAUGAAUUGUCAAGACAAGCAGCAACCAAGGAUGCUGGAAGUUCAGUUAAGGUCCCACAGAAGAGUGCUACAAGGAAGCCUGUAGCUCGGGCCAAGGUUCCUUUUGAGAAGGGUUAUAGUCAAAUGGAUUGGUUAAAGCUUACUCAAACACAUCCUGAUCUUGCAGGAUUAAAUGGACAGUCAAAUAAGAGGCUUAUUUCUAUGAAUGAAGUUAAACAGCAUAGAAUGGAAGGUUCCAUGUGGACUGUUCUGAAAGGCCGUGUAUACAAUUUGUCUCCAUAUAUGAAAUUUCAUCCUGGAGGUGUUGAUAUGCUAAUGAAGGCGGUGGGGAAAGACUGCACAUCUUUAUUUAACAAAUACCACGCUUGGGUGAAUGCUGAAUUUUUACUGGAGAAAUGCCUUGUGGGUACUUUAGACGAUAGCCAGUGACCUGCAGCUAUGUUCCAGUAAUCAAGAAAUGCAUCUCCACCCCAAUUCAUUAUACCUCAUUUUACCAAGAUCGCUCGAGAUUUCCAAUUUUCUAGUAAGCUGUUGUGAACUUCUCGCAAUAAUAUCACACUUUGACAACAAGUUCAAAACUCACUGUGGGGUAAUGCUGUAUUACUCAGAAAUUGUUGUAAUAAUAUCUUAGAACUUUCUGACCAUAUUACAUUGCCUCUAAGCAUUUUAAUUAUUGUAACUGUUCUGAGGCUAAUGCAAUCAUUCAUUUAUCUAUUCUAU